GUUAUUCGGCGGACGCAUAAAUAGUCGUUUCGUGCGACGGAAAAAAAUAUCGAAUACCUAUUUUUAAAGUUUUGUCAACGCCCUACAAUCCUACGGUAGGGCUUGCAUUUAGAGCGAGCGUAGACGUGUUUUUAUAACGAAAAAGGUUCAUUGACAUGUACUUAAAAUCCAAAUUUAAUUAGUGUUGCUGUUACUUCAUUUUUUAUUUAUUUUAAUAGUAUUUUUUUAAUAUUGUCAGUGAUUAUUGACAUGGGUUUUAAGAAUAAUCGUGAAAAGGCAGUUGAAUUAGACGAUGUUUUGCGUGAUUUUUCAGUGACACAAAAGUAUCAUGUGAUAUGUGGUUUUCUUCUGUUUAUGGCGUUCGCUUCGAAUACGUUCACUGGUAGUCAUUUUGUGUUUGCCGCCGAAUUUGUUCAGUACAAAUGUAACAACUCAGUAGAACAAUGUAACGUGAACGCACCAUCAAACGUGACAUUUGAGAAUCAAUUUGACCAGCAGUGCUACGCGAGGGUGCCACUAGACGAGGCUGCUACUUGCUUCGAGGUGAACCAAUCCAAGCUCGUGCCCUGCAAUGACUGGGUCUAUGAGAACCCUGACAGCUUUGUGGGUGAGUUCCAGUUGGGCUGCCAGGAGUGGAAGCGGACCCUGGUUGGGACUAUGCAUAGCUUCGGCAACAUGAUCGGAUUGCUAUUCAUUGGGCCUUUAUCUGACAGUAUAGGAAGAAAAAAGGCCAUAAUAAUGACAGGAGUCUUCGGAGGAGUACUGGGACUAGUGAGAAGUUUCGCCACCAACUAUUGGUUAUACGUGGUUCUAGAAAUGAUAGAAGCUGCUGUGGGAGAUAUAUGCUCUCCCGCUUUCAUGUUAGCUGUGGAAAUAGUGUCGGCAAAGGAUCGGGCAAAAUUUUAUAUGAUAACGCAGUUAGGUUAUAGAGUAGGAAAUCUAUUACUUGUUCUAAUGGCAUGGCUCUUUCCGUAUUUCAGAACAUUUUUACGAGUCAUCUACACUCCUUUGUUACUUUUCAUACUUUAUAUUUACCUCUUAGACGAAAGCCCAAGAUGGUUGCUUACUAAAGGUAAAAGAAGAAAAGCAGUUAAAAUAUUAGAGAAAGCAGCAAAAACCAAUAACAUUGUACUUGAUAAAUCUUUACUGGAAAAAUUGACGUGUGAGAAAGAAAACAAGUCAGCAGAAAUAGAUUUCACAUCUUUACUUAAAAGUACAUUUUCAUCUAAAGUGUUGCUACAGAGAUUCUUGAUUUGCAUCGUAUGGUGGUCAACUAGUACAUUUGUGUCAGCCGGGUUAGCUAUAAAUUCAGUUUUGUGGGGAGGCAACAAGUACUUUAACUAUGCAAUGAUUCCAGUAGUGGAUAUACUCGCAUCUAUUUUCAUGGGUUACGUUUUAAUCAGGUUUAAGAGAAAAAAGCCUUUGAUUUUGUCGUUUUUGUCUGCAGCAUUAUUUUUUCUACUACAACCUUUUUUACCUUCAGACUUGACGUGGUUGUCCAUAUUAUUUUUCCUGUCGGGAAAGUUCAUGGCUUCAAUAUUUUUCAACAUCACAUACUUGGUGACAUCUGAAUUGUUCCCAACUCACACGAGGAACUCUAUGCACGCUCUCUGUUCAUCUCUCGGAAGAAUCGGUUCAAUAUUAGCGCCACAGACCCCAUUAUUGUUAUCCUAUUGGGUGGGACUUCCUUCCAUCCUCUUCGGGUCUGCAUCACUGAUAGCGGCCAUCGUCACGUUGUUUGUCCCGGACACGGCAGAUGACUCGUUACCCGACACUGUGCAUCAAGCUGAAUUUGUCGGAUCAAACGAAAGGAGAAAAGAACAAGAAGUAGAAUUGAUUUAAUAACAAAACUGAUUAAUUAAUGAUUCUGUUAAAUAAUUCCUAACAUUCGUUGAAAAUAAAGUUUCUUA
Plutella xylostella (diamondback moth) is the source of this 1910-nucleotide messenger RNA. NCBI's taxonomy places the organism in Eukaryota, Metazoa, Arthropoda, Insecta, Lepidoptera, Plutellidae. The record is from RefSeq and is a predicted model, not a curated record.